AUGGCGGCGGUGCUGCCCCCCGCGUCGCUCCCCGGCGCCGAGCUGACCGUGCAGACGACCGAGCCAUUCGCCGGCACCAAGAAGCGCCCGCUGUCCCCCACUCGGCUGCUGGACGAGGUGCCCGAGGUAUCUGCUGACGACCUGCAGACCCCCAAGCAAUCAAACGCCCGCCCCACAGUCGUUAGCGGCUCUGUAAGCCCCAAGAGCGAAGCCGUCGCCGCCAUCGACCCGCACGACCUCAAGCUGCUCAAGGUCAUUGGCCGCGGCACCUUCGCGCGUCAAGUGGCGCUGGCCAGACACAGCGAAACCCAGAGCAUGUACGUGGUCAAGACGCUGGACAAGAGCAAGCUGCUGCAGCGCAAGCAGGUGGUGCACACGCUCACGGAGAAGAAGGUGCUGGAGAAACUUGGUGGCCACCCGUUCAUCGUCAAGCUCUACACGGCCUUCCAGACCGACCGCGACCUUAACUUUGUGCUCGAGUACUGCCAGGGCGGCGAGCUCUUCUUCCACCUGCAGCAGCAAUUCUCCCAGAAGUUCAAUGAGAACACCACCCGGUUCUAUGCAGCCGAGGUGCUGGCGGCGCUCAGCGAGCUGCACGCCAACGGCGUAGUGUACCGCGACCUCAAGCCCGAAAACGUGCUGCUGGACGCUCAAGGUCACGUGAAACUUGCCGACUUCGGCUUCGCCAAGCAGGACAUGAGUCCGGGACAACGCACCUACUCCUUCUGCGGCUCCCCCGAGUACCUGUCGCCCGAGAUGGUCAAGAAGGCCGGUCAUGGCAUGGAGACGGACAUGUGGUCCUUUGGCUGCUUCAUCUUCGAGCUCCUCACCGGCACGCCCCCGUUCCAAUGCGACGACAUGCAGCGCCUUUUCCGGAUAAUCCAGCAGGGACGCGUCUGGUACCCGCCCUAUCUUUCGGGUCACGCGUUGUCGCUGCUCAAGGGCUUGCUGUGCGUCAACCCCGCGAGCCGUCUCACUGCCGCGCAGGCUAUGGAGCACCCAUUCUUCAAGAUGUCGCUGAACUGGGACGAGCUGAUGCAGCGCCAGGUGACCCCACCCAUCGUGCCAGUUUGCCGCGGCUGCGAUUGCACCGACAACUUCGACGACGACUUCACGAACGCGCCCGUGGUCUCCCUCAUGCUGCAAUCGGGCGACCUUGUCAAGCGCCUUCGACGCGACGACUGCCCUUGUCCAGUCACUCGGGCGGACGAGUUCCAGGACUUUUAG
Messenger RNA from Phytophthora sojae, 1227 nucleotides. RefSeq lists its product as hypothetical. NCBI's taxonomy places the organism in Eukaryota, Oomycota, Peronosporomycetes, Peronosporales, Peronosporaceae. Bases 1 to 1227 code for a protein of 408 amino acids. The transcript has a single exon. The record is from RefSeq and is a predicted model, not a curated record. Gene Ontology annotation, biological process: protein phosphorylation. Gene Ontology annotation, molecular function: protein serine/threonine kinase activity; ATP binding.